AAAAUAAGAGGAGAAAAAACAUAGAGAAAGAAAAGAAUAAGAAUAAAUCUACAUACGUUCGUGGGCGGUGAGUGAUUGUGUGAUCGUCGUUGGCCAGUUUCCAUUGGAAGUCAUGCGAGAUACCAGCGAUAUGACGGAGGACGCCCUGUCAGAGGACACUAUGAUGGAUUGCGGAGGGGAUGGCGGCGGAGCUCUCGAAGAUUUUGUUGAAUUGGCAACCAACAUUGCUGAUUCCUCGCGAACCAUACGAGAUGCUGCCGAGAGAUUACUGACGUUAUUGGGUGUAGACGACGAAAACGAAGAUCUUUUAUCCUCAUCUGAAGACGAGGGUGUCGAAGUAGACGUUGAAGAUGAAGAGGACGACGAUCGGCCAGAAAAUACGAGGUUACUUCAUCAAUUGGCAGCCUCGUUGGCACAAGAAUUGAAAUAUUCACAACAGAAACACGAUCCAGGUCCUACAAGGAUAUUAACUCAAGGACGAGGAGUACCAUUCGACGAUAGGGAUCAAACGAUGGAAAUAGUGCAAGAUACUAGUUACCUUGGACCAAAUCGUUUUCGAAAUCAGAUUGAUUUAAAAACGCUAGACAGUCAAUUUAAUGGUGAUCCUUUUAAUAAUGCUCAGGAACAAUUCGUUCCUACUAGAAGAUACUCAUUGGGUUAUUCUUUUCAAGGCCAUUCGAAUGAGCUCAAUGUAUUUGAAUCUAAAGAAAGUUUGAAAAGAUCUAAUCGUCAUCAUUAUCGUCAUCACCAUCAUCAUCAUCAUCACCAUCAUCAUCGUCGAUCGAAAAUUAACGAAGAUGAAGAAGAAGAAGAUGAAGAAGAAGAUGAUGAUGAUGAUGAUGAUGAUGAUGAUGAGGAAGAAGAAGAAGAAAAGAAGAAGAAAGAGAGAUCGAUGAUACUUCAUCGAGAUUACGUUCCUGAAUCAUGGGGUUCCGGAUGGGAUGCCUGUGCCACGGAAGCUCUGAGAUAUCUCGUGGAAGACGAAGGACUACCGGCUCAUCACCCAACCGUCCUGGCGAUGAAAAAUCAUCUAGAGAUUCAGAGAGGACGGGUAUUCGCGCAGUACACAGCAUAAACGAGUUUAACGAGUUGCAAAGGAAUCGUCAUCCCGAUUCACAUUUACCGUGAAGCAGUUAUAUUGUGAUAAUCGUGCGCGAAUCCGUGAUCGAUGAUACCGACGAUAAGAAGGUUUUAUUUAUUUUUUUUUGACUUCUUCUUAAUGACGACAUCACGUCCUAUCUAUCGUCUUUGCUGCAUUUUGUAUCGUGUAUGCAAUGCAAUGCAAUGCAGUUUUCAUCGUCAACUCAAAAUGGAAUACGCUUAUAAAUCGGCCCUGUCGGAUGAAUGGAUCAACGCGCGGACAGGAGCUGCUAAAUACGCUUUUGAUAAAACGAAGGUUAGAAGAUGAGUUGUUUUUUUUUGUAAAUCCUUUGGCGUAUUUUAAUUAUUAAGAGAAUAUCAUUUGUUUGUUGUUUCUUCUUCGAAUAAUUGGAUGUGACGCUAAAGUUAUGUAUGGAUUAGGGAUCCUAUAGGAGGGAUGCGCCAUGUACAUUGCUGGGAGACCGGAACUCGAUUUUGCACGCGAAUGAUUCAA
This is a messenger RNA of Polistes dominula (European paper wasp), 1594 nucleotides long. RefSeq lists its product as uncharacterized. The record is from RefSeq and is a predicted model, not a curated record. Lineage: Eukaryota; Metazoa; Arthropoda; Insecta; Hymenoptera; Vespidae.